Tupaia belangeri chinensis (Chinese tree shrew) is the source of this 2406-nucleotide messenger RNA. RefSeq lists its product as uncharacterized. The transcript has 9 exons. The coding region runs from base 211 to 1713 and encodes 500 amino acids. Gene Ontology annotation, cellular component: external side of plasma membrane. Gene Ontology annotation, biological process: immune response. The record is from RefSeq and is a predicted model, not a curated record. NCBI's taxonomy places the organism in Eukaryota, Metazoa, Chordata, Mammalia, Scandentia, Tupaiidae.
ACAGGACGGCCGGGUCAGCCACUGCCUCCUCUGGAAGUGGAGCCCUGAGGCCACCUCGCAGGACAGCAGGUGGAACAGCUCUUCCGGACUUAGAGCCCAGACGGAUGCACAGAGCCCCGGACUAGCCCUGGGGGCAGGCACCUGCCUGCUCUGGAGCUUGGGGUCCCUCCUGAGGCAAGGCCCGUACCCUUGGCACUGCCUGUCCCUGUCAUGUCACACCCUCCUGCGGUUGGCAAGGGCCCUGAGCGCCAAGGCCUUUCCUGUGUCCCUCCUGCAGAGACUCCCUGGGGGCUGCCCGUGGUGGCUGACAGCCCGGCCUCCUUUGCACAUGAGGUGAUGGCACAGCUGGCCAGCCUGAAGCUGGAGCACAAGCCGUGGCCUGGAGGGACCCACUCUCUGCACUACCACUACCUGGCCCUGUCGGAGCCCGGCGCAGGCCUCCCCCGGUUUCUGGCUGUGGGAUAUGUGGAUGACCAGCCCUUCAUCCGCUACGACAGUCGCACUGGCAGGGCUGAGCCACAGGCCCCGUGGAUGGCGUCUGUGGACACCCAGUACUGGGAGACGGAGACCCAGAAGCAGAGGGGCUGGGAGAAGGUGCAGCAGGUGGAGAUGUGGACCGUGAUGGCCUACCACAACCACAGCGGCGGUGCGUGGCUGGCGCCCCCCGGCCUCCCCUUCCGGGAAACAGAGGCUGCUCGGCUGGGCCUUUCAGGGCUCGCAACCCGGGAUCCCAGCCCCUUCCCAGUGUCCUGCCACAGCCAAGCCCCAGGGGCUGCAGAACGCCUGAGGCCAGCCGUGAAGUCUCUGCAGAAGCUGGGCCCCGGAAGGGCAGAGGGGGCUCCCCGCCCCUCAGCUCCUCUGCAGGGCCGGAGGGAGGCCGAUGAGCCAGAUGGACAGUCAGGGCGGGAGGGGCCGGGAGGACCCGCUCUGGCUCCCCUCCUCAUCUCGGGCGUUCAGGCCCUGCUGGGUCCUGAUCCCAGUGACCUGCACGUGGAGCCGGGGCGGAGCGGAGAGCCGGCAGGCUCGUCUCUGCGGGUCUGCUACGCGGAGUACGACAAGGCCUACCUGCAGGGCCUCUGCCUGGCGUCGCUGCGCAGGUACCUGGAGCUGGGCGGCCGCAGCCUGGCCCGCACAGAGCCUCCCACAGUGCAGGUGACAAAGCACCAGGCCCCUGACGGCGAAGUCACACUGAAGUGCUGGGCCCUGGGCUUCUACCCCCGGGCCAUCUCGCUGAGCUGGUGGCUGGGCGGGCAGGAGCUGGCUCUGGAAACCGAGCACGUGGAGACGCGCCCCAGUGGGGACGGCACCUACCAGACAUGGGCGGCAGUGCGGGUGCCGGCGGGGGAGGAGGCCGCCUACGCCUGCCACGUGCAACACGCCAGCCUCAACCACACACUCGCCGUGGCCUGGGAAUCGCCCUCUGGCCACGGAGCCCUUGCCGGUGCUGUGGCCGCCGUCCUGGCCGCGGUGCUCCUGGUGGCCGGUGCUGUGAUGCUGAAGAAGCACCUUCCCGAGCUGAGAAAGCUUAUGAGCAAGCCCCAGGUGUGGAGGACCCCCGUGAGUCUGAAAGCCCAGCGUGACCAGGGGCUGCUCAGUGUCUCUGCUCACAGCCGUUGUCUGCACCUGCUGUUCUGUGGGUGCCCACUCUGCUCUGUGGGCGCUCGCUCUGCUCUGUGGGCGCCCGCUCUGCUCUGCGGUGCUGGCCAGCUCUAGGCCACGCACUGUUGCUCGGUUCCAGAAUCGCAGACGGGUGACAACUGAGGGUUACUCAGCUCAUCUGGAGGUCCAGGUCAUGGUGAGGGUCUUCCUGUUAGCGGAGCCCCCUGCAGAGGCCCGAGGGCGCAGGCAUUGUGGCCAGAGCUUGAGCCAGUGCAGUGUGUAUGGCGCCCCCAUGCCCCUCUGUAUGAAAACAGUAGGGUUAAACCAUGGGGACCCCACUAACCCUAGUCUCUGCUCAGAGGCCCCACCCUUCGACAAGAGUCAAAUUAAGUUUUUACCCUCUUAAUUCUGUUACAAUCAAACUUCAACCCAUGAAUCUGGGGGGGCCCUCAGUGAGGUUCACUUUUCCCUCUAGAGAAAGGCUGGGGUGGAGACACUGCUGGGUCCGAGUGCAGCUCGUGCCCUGGUCACCUCCUCCCCAGUACUGUCCCAGCAGGCAGGGCGGGGGUCAGGGUCCCAUGGCCAACGCUGCCACUUACUGUGUGAGCCCGGGCAGGGCUCCACCUCUGAACUGCGCUUCCCCCAGGCUCGUUCUGAUUAAAGACGUUGUGUGAGGGGGCCAGCAGGUGGCGUGGUGGGUAAGGGUGCUGGACCCCACGUGGCCAGCCGUGGUUUGAGUCCCAGACCUGGCAGCUUGCGCUCUCACUUCCCCUCUCUCUUUCUCACCUUGUCCCUCUCUGGUCAAAU